Messenger RNA from Dovyalis caffra, 726 nucleotides. NCBI's taxonomy places the organism in Eukaryota, Viridiplantae, Streptophyta, Magnoliopsida, Malpighiales, Salicaceae. The record is from the annotation of a GenBank genome assembly.
AUGAACAUCAUAAUCUUACUGGUGCUUGCUGCUAUUUUAUCAUUGGCUCCUAUGGGGCUUUUCAUACUUUGUUAUGGCGAGAACUAUGUGCUUGCUGAUAAAAUGAAGAAGAUAAAGCUUGUCAACCAUCGCUGGUUGGAGGAUUGUGGCUAUGAGUUGGAGAUGCUGGAAGCUGAGGCAAAAGAUUCUGUGGAUGAAGCUGAAGGCACCAGUAUGAAGCAACCAAGUUAUGAAAAUGCGAAUAAGAGUCCGCAGAAUUUAAAAGCCAGAACAUCCGGGGCUUUUGAAAUGCCCAAAACUGGGGAAGUGAUGAAAAUAUCACAUAAUUUGAGUGACCCUGAAGGUCUCUCAAGCGUUGUCAAUGCUAAAGAUAUCUUAGUAACUCCUGGCCAAAGGAGCAGAGGUGAUCAUGCAUCAGGCUUUGAUCAUAUUUGUGUUUCUGAGGUGCCUCGCCAUCUGGAUGCUAGUGGCUUCAAGGGUGCCCCUUCCAAUGAGUUACUCAAUCCACAAGAGAGAACUCCUGUUUCUACAAGGACGAGUAAUGACUUGGAAUUUAUUUCUAGAAGUGUUGACAGGCCUUCUCAUUCUGAUGCAAAGAUUUACUGUGUUGAGAUAGCACAUAAUGUGUCAAUGAGGAAGAUGAAAGCGAUUAUGGAGCAAGCUGCUCAGCUUGAUGUUGUUGUUUCUAAUAUGCUUACUGGGUUGCGUAGCGAGGAUGAUGAAUGA